Messenger RNA from Heterobasidion irregulare TC 32-1, 1153 nucleotides. RefSeq lists its product as uncharacterized. The coding region runs from base 905 to 1153 and encodes 82 amino acids. Lineage: Eukaryota; Fungi; Basidiomycota; Agaricomycetes; Russulales; Bondarzewiaceae. The record is from RefSeq and is a predicted model, not a curated record. The transcript has 5 exons.
GGCGAAUACGUCCUCCUAUCCUCAUUCAAAGCUCUUGAUCGGCGCAGAAAAAUGUGCCCUUAUUUCUGGGCCGCAUAUCCAGAUUCUUGAUACUCAGUCAGGACAGCUCCUUUUUUCUACUGCCUCGUUCGAGGACUCGGCAAAAGAAGCUAUCGUGAAAUCUGGUCCAAUUCGUUGCGCAGCGGUUGACGAGGCCUUCGUGCACCUCGCCACGACAGGAGAUGACAAGAAACUGAAGGUGUGGGCGGUGGAUGGGCUCAGACUGCUCAGCGAAAGAGAGCUUCCCAAAAAGCCCACGCAGGUGUCCUUCAUUCGUAAAGGCCGGUUCAUACUUGUUUCCGAUAAGUUUGGCGAUGUAUUCAGAUAUCCUCUCACACCUGUACCAAAACAACAACCAGCAACUGAAUCAGAUGUCAAGCGCGACCCCCUCGCCUCUCAUGAAAAUCCGUCCGACGGCCACCUAAUCUUAGGACACACUUCCCUGCUCACUUCCUUCUGUCUACCAUCGGACGAAAAGUACAUUAUCACAGCUGAUCGUGACGAGCAUAUACGGGUGAGCUGGUACCCGCAAGGCUAUUGCAUCGAGAACUAUUGCUUGGGUCACGAAAAAUACGUCUCUGCCAUUCAUAUUCCCGCCUUCUUACCCUCGUCACUCGUCUCUGGUGGAGGCGAUCCUGCGCUUAAAAUCUGGGACUGGCAGCAUGGCACCGUCGUCUGUGAGAUCCCCGUUCUCGAGGCUAUAAAGCCGUUCAUCAGAGUACGAGCGAAAAAAAGGAAAUGGGGGGAUGACGAUGACGAGGAAGGAGGCGGAGGUGAGAAAUCGAAGAAGUCUCACGGGAGGAAGGGCCGAGGGAAGAACAAGCAGAAUCAGAAAGCCGAAACAGAGUCACAAAAUGCGGAUGAGAUGGAAGUUGACGUAGCAAAGGAUGGAGGGAAUGAUGUGGCGGAAUCAGUCGUAGUAGAGGAAGAGCAAGAAACGGAGGGAGCAAGCGCUUCGGCUAUCGCUGAGAAUCCUACUGAGAAUCCGGAACCAGUCUUCGUCCUUCAUAAAAUCGCAACCCUCGAUCUCGAGAACGACAAGCUGAUUGUCUUCAGUGCAGUUGGGUUCGUCUUUUCUUAUAAAAAUUUCCUGCUGUUUCCGCUCAUGUCUUAA